GCUCUGGUCCUUUCUCAGCCACCGUAAAACGCUAAGAGAGCAACUGGUGCCAUCUCACCCCAUGAGAGUACUUGAGGUCACCAAAGUCACCUCCUCUUCUCACUCCCCAAGAUCAGCCGCCGACUUCUCUCUUCCACUCACUUUCUUGGACACUUUUUGGGAUCCUCCCCAAACUCAAAACGCCCCGGCCCAAAACCCCCCCCAAUUCCCCCCCCCUACCGGUAACCUCACUUGGCCCUCACCUGAUGUUGCAAAACCCAUCAUCCGCUACGCUCCAAACGAUGGGGUUUCUUUCACAGUUGCGGAGUCCAACGGAGACUUCGACCGUCUCUCCGGUCACCAAGCCUAUGAAGCUAACAAAUCACAUCAUUUGGUACCUCCAUUGAAGGUAUCUGAUGAUACCGCAUCAAUCAUAGCUUUGCAGGUCUCACUAUUUCUGAAUAAAGGGUUUUGCAUCGGCAUAACAACACACCAUACAGUUCUUGAUGGUAAAAGUACGGCCAUGUUUGUUAAGGCUUGCGUUCAUAUAUGUCGGCAAGGUGAGGAAGGAAACUCUUCUACGACAUUACCGAUUGAGUAUACCCCAUUUUUUGACAGGAGUGUAAUCAAAGAACCAUCUGGACUAGAUAUCUUGUACUUGAACCAGUGGCUAGCUGUCUCGCUCUCUUCAGACUCAAGAAGUUUGAAGGUGCCACAAAAUCUAGGUGUUGUCCCUCAAGAUUUGGUUCGAGAAACGUUUCAACUAACUCGUGAAAACAUCAAGAUACUCAGAGAAAUGGUUGUUUCUAAAUGGGAUAAGUCAAAGCCACCAAUUCAUCUGUCAACUUUUGUGCUGACAAUGGCAUAUACAACAACUUUUAAGAAGUUGAGCGACGAGACUAAGGACAUGGAAAAGGGUCAGAUUCUUGCAGGAGAAGAAAAUAAGUUGUCUAGCAUCCUGGGGUUGGCAAAGGAAUCUGCAGGAUCCUCGCAAUUUAUUGGUGUGGCCGGAUCGCCCCUUUUCAAUGUUUAUGAGUCGGAUUUUGGGUGGGGUAAGCCAAAAAUGGUGGAGAUUGUGUCCAUAGACAGAACUCAAGCUAUCUCUUUGACUGAGAGUGCAGAUGGUAGUGGUGGUGUUUAGAUUGGGCUGGCAGUGGGUAAUCUAAUUAUUAUUGUUAUUAUUAUUAUUAUUAUUAUUUUUUAAAUAAAGACAAUUGCCUAUU
Molecule: messenger RNA, 1202 nt
Organism: Rubroshorea leprosula
Lineage: Eukaryota; Viridiplantae; Streptophyta; Magnoliopsida; Malvales; Dipterocarpaceae
Source: the annotation of a GenBank genome assembly